This is a messenger RNA of Mytilus trossulus (common blue mussel), 854 nucleotides long. RefSeq names its product MAM domain-containing glycosylphosphatidylinositol anchor protein 1-like. The transcript has 6 exons. The record is from RefSeq and is a predicted model, not a curated record. The coding region runs from base 42 to 854 and encodes 270 amino acids. Gene Ontology annotation, cellular component: membrane. NCBI's taxonomy places the organism in Eukaryota, Metazoa, Mollusca, Bivalvia, Mytilida, Mytilidae.
UGAUCACCUUCCCGCCAUUGUAUUUUUCCAAACUUGACAAUAUGGACAUUUUCCUCUUAAUGAAACUACUUGGAACUUUAUUAGUACUUUUGAAUAUUGUUGAUCCAUGUGUUUCGACACCGUGUACAUUCGAGAACUCUAAUAUAUGUGGUUAUAAGCAGGAUAAAAAGGAUGAUUUUGAUUGGACAAGAUCAACGGGAGAAACUCCAUCAACAGACACGGGACCUGAACAGGAUCACACAAAGAAAUCUGAUAAAGGUUAUUAUAUGCACAUCGAGGCUUCAAGCCCGCGACUUCAAGGUGAUAAAGCCCGACUUGUUUCACUAGCCCAAUCUUCGUCUUCGUCUGAUCGAUGUGUUACGUUUUGGUAUCACAUGUACGGACAAGACACUGGUACUCUCAAUGUUUAUCUACAAAGUAAUGGCAUAAUUGGGAAAUCAGUCUGGAGGAAAAAAGGUGAACAAGGCAACGCAUGGAGGUUGGGAGAAUUUGAUAUUCCUGCCAAGUCUGGUCGUGUUUCGAUAGUGUUUGAAGGUAUUAGGGGUCUUGGUUACCUUGGCGAUAUUGCUUUAGAUGAUGUCGACAUAAAGAAAGGACAAUGUGCACCGGGAAGUAAGAAGAAAUCUUUGUCAUGUGAUUUUGAAUCAUCCAAUAUAUGUGGAUACACAGACGACAAAACAGAUGAUUUUGAUUGGACAAGAACGUCUGGAACAACCCCGUCACCAAGUACAGGACCGACAAAUGACCAUACAGUCGGAUCCAUUACAGUACUUCAUUUGUACUCAAAAUAUUUGUACAAAAAUGAUACCAACAAUGAUCUCAGUAUUCCAUGUUUGAACACCAUAACUUCAUGA